CCUUGGGGGCCGUCUCAGGGUUGGGGGGGGGGAAGAUGGCGGAGCUGAUGCUCCUCAGCGAGAUUGCGGACCCGACGCGUUUCUUCGCCGACAACCUGCUGAGCCCGGAGGACUGGGACAGCACCUUGUAUGCCGGCCUGGAGGAAGUGGCUGGGGAGCAGACGCAGCUCUUCCGUUGCCAGGAGCAGGAUGUCCCGUUUGACAGCAGCUCCCUGGAUAUGGGGAUGGAUGCCACCCCCCCUGAGCCCCCAUGGGACCUCCUGCCUAUCUUCCCAGAUCUUCAGGUGAAGUCUGAGCCAUCUUCCCCUUGUUCUUCUUCCUCCAUCACCUCUGAGUCAUCACGGCUCUCCACAGAGCCUUCCAGCCAGGCCCUUGGGGUAGGGGAGGUGCUACAUGUGAAGACAGAGUCCUUGGCACCCUCACUCUGCCUCCUAGGAGAUGAUCCAGAUCCUACAUCCUCAUUUGAAACCAUCCAGGUCAAUGUGGGCCACACCUCUGAUGAUCCCUCAGAUGUCCAGACCAAGCGAGAACCUGUCUCUCCAUCUUCCUCCAUCACCUCCGAGGCUUCCCUCCUCUCAGCAGACUCCUCCAGCCAGGCUUUUAUAGGAGAGGAAGUACUGGAAGUGAAGACAGAGUCCCCUUCCCCUCCAGGGUGCCUCCUGUGGGGUGUGCCAGCCCCCUCGCUUGGAGCUGUCCAGGUCAGCAUGGGCCGGUGCCCUGAAGGCUCCUCAGGCAAAGCCCCACUCACCCGGAAGCCACCACUGCAGCCCAAACCUGUGGUGCUCACCACCGUCCCGAUGCCGCCCAGAGCGGUGCCUCCCAGCACCACCGUCCUUCUGCAGCCCCUCAUCCAGCCACCCCCAGUGUCCCCAGUUGUCCUCAUCCAGGGUGCUAUUCGAGUCCAGGCUGAAGGGCCAACCCCCCCUGUUACACGGCCUGAGAGGAAGAGCAUUGUUCCAGCUCCCAUGCCUGGGAACUCCUGCCCGCCUGAGGUGGAUGCAAAGCUGCUGAAGCGGCAGCAGCGAAUGAUCAAGAACCGGGAGUCGGCCUGCCAGUCCCGGAGGAAGAAGAAAGAGUAUCUGCAGGGGCUGGAGGCUCGGCUGCAGGCGGUCCUGGCCGACAACCAGCAGCUCCGCCGGGAGAAUGCUGCCCUCCGGCGGCGGCUGGAGGCGUUGCUGGCCGAGAACAGCAAGCUCAAGUUAGAGUCUGGGAACAGGAAGGUGGUCUGCAUUACGGUCUUCCUUCUAUUCAUUACCUUCAACUUUGGACCUGUCAGCAUCAGUGAGCCUCCCCCAGCUCCCGUCUCUCGGAUGAGUGUGGGAGAGCCUCGGCCCCAGAGACACUUGCUGGAGUUCUCAGAGCAACAGCCACUUGGAGGAGCUGAACCCCUCCAGGGAUCCUCCCACAGCCCUGAGGAGCCCCAGCCUAGCCCCUCGGACCAGCCCAGUUUCAGGAACCUGACAGCCUUCCCUGGGGGAGCCAAGGAGCUUCUGCUGAGAGAUCUAGACCAGCUCUUCCUCUCCUCUGAUUGCCGGCACUUCAACCGCACUGAGUCCCUGAGGCUUGCUGACGAGCUGAGUGGCUGGGUCCAGCGCCACCAGAGAGGCCGGCGGAAGAUCCCUCAGAGGGCCCAGGAGAGACAGAAAUCUCAGCUAUGGAAGAAGUCACCUCCAGUUAAGGCAGUCCCCACCCAACCCCCUGGGCCCCCAGAAAGGGAUUCUGUUGGCCAACUGCAGCUAUAUCGCCACCCAGACCGUUCGCAGCCAGAGUUCUUGGAUGCAAUUGACCGACGGGAAGACACAUUUUAUGUUGUCUCCUUCCGGAGGGACCACUUGCUGCUCCCCGCCAUCAGCCACAACAAGACCUCCCGGCCCAAGAUGUCCCUGGUGAUGCCCGCCAUGGCCCCCAAUGAGACCCUGUCAGGCCGAGGGGCCCCAGGAGACUAUGAGGAGAUGAUGCAGAUCGAGUGUGAGGUCAUGGACACCAGGGUGAUUCACAUCAAGACCUCCACGGUGCCCCCCUCGCUCCGCAAACAGCCAGCCCCAGCCCCGGGCAAUGCCACAGGUGGCCCCUUGCCAGCCUCUGCAGCCAGCCAGGCCCACCAGGCCUCCCAGCAGCCCCUCUACCUCAGUCAUCCCUGACCUCCGCCAGGCACACCGACUUAGAACUAGGGGUGAGGACAGGGUGACCAAGUGGGACUGUUUUCAAUUUCCCGAAUCCCCGGGCUUGGGGAAAUUGGUGAAGGAAAGACAGAGUGGGGGUUAAGCGCUUAUUUGAGGUGGGGGAUUCCCCUUUCUUCUCACAUAUAGGGUUCCUCUCAUUGCUGUGAACCCCCAGUCCCUGCUUCUUCUUUGAGGGUAUUGAGUGAGGUUCAGUUUUGGGGUGGGUGGGCUCCUGUGUCCUCUUCAUUCUUUGGAUUCUCUGUUUGGAGGGUGGAGGUGAGAAUUAAUCCCCAGGUGGGACAAGGGAAGUUUUCACAUUUUAGUGCUAGUUACGGGAGUAAAGGAGGGUGGCGGAGGGAGACCAGGCCUGUGUGUGUGCAUAUCUCCUUUUUUAUUAUUGAAUAAACAACUCGGAGGGAGUUGCAGGAA
This is a messenger RNA of Lemur catta (Ring-tailed lemur), 2591 nucleotides long. It is a transcript of the gene ATF6B, whose product is annotated as activating transcription factor 6 beta. Bases 36 to 2141 code for a protein of 701 amino acids. The record is from RefSeq and is a predicted model, not a curated record. Gene Ontology annotation, biological process: endoplasmic reticulum unfolded protein response; regulation of transcription by RNA polymerase II. Gene Ontology annotation, cellular component: nucleus. The transcript is spliced from 18 exons. Lineage: Eukaryota; Metazoa; Chordata; Mammalia; Primates; Lemuridae. Gene Ontology annotation, molecular function: RNA polymerase II cis-regulatory region sequence-specific DNA binding; DNA-binding transcription factor activity, RNA polymerase II-specific.